AUCUCUUUCUCCGUCGUGGUUUCACUUGUACUCACUCACUCCAAGACCAAAACGGCGCCAUGCCUACCGUCAGUGUGGGGCGUGAUCGCCUGUAUGCUGCUCUAGGAAAGACUUACACGCAAGAGGAAUUCGAAGACUUGUGCUUCAGUUUCGGGAUCGAGCUCGACGACGUUACGACGGAGAAGGCAAUUGUGAGAAAAGAGAAGCAUUUGGAUGAAGAAGAAGCUGACGAGGACGAAGAAGUUAUCUACAAAAUCGAAGUUCCCGCCAACAGAUAUGACCUCCUGUGCCUUGAAGGGCUUGCUCAAGCCCUCCGAGUUUUCUGUGAGUUCCAGGAGAUUCCCACUUACAGAUUGUCCAACAUCAGUAAAGAUGCAAUACAGAAAAUGCACGUGAAGCCAGAGACUUCUCUGAUUCGUCCAUAUGUUGUAUGUGCUGUAUUAAGAGGUAUAACCUUUGAUAAAGUAAGAUACAGCAGCUUUAUCGAUCUGCAAGACAAGCUUCACCAAAACAUAUGUCGCCGAAGAACUCUUGUUGCCAUUGGAACUCAUGAUCUGGAUAAAUUGGAGGGCCCUUUCACCUAUGAGGCUUUGCCACCUUCAAGUAUAACUUUUACACCAUUAAAGCAGGAAAGAAACUUCAGGGCUGAUGAGCUAAUGGAGUUCUACAAAUCAGAUUUGAAACUCAAGAAAUUCUUGCAUAUAAUUGAGGAUUCUCCUGUUUUCCCUGUUAUAUAUGACAGUAAGAGAACUGUGUUAUCCUUACCCCCAAUUAUUAAUGGUGCACAUUCAGCCAUCACUCUGGAGACAAAGAAUGUAUUUAUUGAAUGUACUGCAACUGAUCUGACAAAGGCGAAGAUUGUUUUAAAUACAAUGGUGACAGCCUUCUCUGAAUAUUGUGAAAACAAAUUUGUCAUUGAACCAGUUGAAGUGAUUUCUUCUGAUGGCAAGUCAAACAUAUACCCUGAUUUAUCUGUCUACAAUAUGGAAGUUUCUCUAUCUUACAUUAAUGGAUUGAUUGGGGUAUCAUUGGAGGCAGAAGAGGUCACUAAGUACUUAAAUCGGAUGCAAUUGCAUGCCAAGCAGUCUGCAUCUCAUAAUAAGCAGUGUAACAUUGUGGUAUCUGUACCUCCUUCUAGAAGUGAUGUUCUUCACCCAUGUGAUGUUAUGGAGGAUGUGGCAAUUGCUUAUGGAUUCAAUGCUAUUAAGGAUAAAGCAGUAGUAGAUAAUAAGGGCUCAAAGAGGUUGGCUGCUUCCUUGACUCUACUUCCUCUGAAUGAGCUCAGUGAUCUUAUCAGAAAAGAGGUUGCUUUAAUUGGUUUCACAGAGGUCUUGACAUUUAUACUCUGCUCUAAAAAGGAAAACUUUGCCAUGCUUAACCGCAAAGAUGAUAAAUCUAAAGCAGUUAUUAUUGGAAACCCUAGGUCUUCAGACUUUGAGGCUGUGCGGACUAGUCUUAUGCCUGGCAUUUUGAAAACUGUUGCUCACAACAAGGAUCAUCCAAAGCCCAUAAAGAUUUUUGAAGUUGGUGAUAUAGCAGUUUUGGAUGAACAAAGAGAUGUUGGUGCAAAAAAUCUUCGCCAACUUGCUGCUCUGUACUGUGGUGCUAAUGCUGGAUUUGAGAUAAUUCAUGGCUUGGUCGACAGAGUAAUGGAAAAGAAUGGGGUUCCCUUUGUUUCACCUGGUGAUAAAUCAGGUUAUUAUAUUGAGCGGUCAGAUGAGCCUGAGUUUCUUGCUGGUAGACAAGCUAGAAUCAUUUACAAAGGAAAGCAUAUUGGCACUUUUGGCAUUGUUCAUCCUGAGGUAUUAAACAACUUUGACAUUCCCGAUCCCUGCUCCUUUGUUGAACUUAACAUCGAAAGUUUCCUAUAAAGAUCUGUAUCAGUUGGUAACCCCAUUUGUCCCAUUCGCCCUUUUGAAUAUAUUUAUUCAUCAAACUGGGGAAUCAAGAUGUUCAACUGCUUGAGUGACUAUAUAGGAAUCAAAACACUUCGUGGAACUUAGAACUACACUAGCUCGGGACCGGAAUGUUACUAAUAUGCCCUAAAUUAGAGUGUUUAGUUAAUUAUAUACCUGUAUCAUUUUCCUAAGUUUCUCUCCGUUGUUAAAUGUUUAGAACAUCAUAAGCUACGAAUUGGUUAGUAGGGAUAAUCUCGACCAUAAAUUAUAGUUAUUUUUUUAAAACAGUUGAUUUUGGCCUUAAAACCAAGACAGCAAGGAUAUUUAUUCGUUUGAAAAUUUUGUCAAUACAAAAGUGAGUCACCAGCCGUGUCUACUUCUGCGGUAGUUUGUCA
Glycine soja is the source of this 2293-nucleotide messenger RNA. RefSeq names its product phenylalanine--tRNA ligase beta subunit, cytoplasmic-like. The coding region runs from base 60 to 1871 and encodes 603 amino acids. Gene Ontology annotation, biological process: phenylalanyl-tRNA aminoacylation. Gene Ontology annotation, molecular function: phenylalanine-tRNA ligase activity; magnesium ion binding; RNA binding. The record is from RefSeq and is a predicted model, not a curated record. Lineage: Eukaryota; Viridiplantae; Streptophyta; Magnoliopsida; Fabales; Fabaceae. Gene Ontology annotation, cellular component: phenylalanine-tRNA ligase complex; cytoplasm. The transcript has 20 exons.